CCUUCCCCCUGAUUCUGGAGCCGUUUCUGCCCAGGCUUUUCGCACGGCACUCAAGUUGUUGGUGGCGGUGGUCAUACUCGACCCAUUCAUGGGCAGCAGCCAGUUUCGAGGCCUCGCUUAUAUUCAACAUAUCAAAACUCCGGCAAGUGCAAUGAUACCGAACCCGUCCUUCCCAGUUCCAUAUCAGUCCGGAUUUAUAUCAUCAUUUAUAAACAUGUCCAGAGGUCGACAACAGGACCUCUUAAGCCCGGAUGUGGCCCAGAGUGACGGAAACUCAUCGACCCAAGUGCACGAUGUAUCCAGUAACAGGGGACAAAGUGCGGUUCCCAGUUCUAGACGACUAACGCCAGAGCCAUCGUCUUCAUCUAGCCGUCUCCCUUGUGUUUCAAACCCACCCCAGUCUCCAAAGAACAAACCAUCCAUGGCCUUUGAUCUUGCCGGUCUCAUCGACGAAACUGAAUCAUCUAAGAACGUCCUGCAAGUUGCUCAUCGUGGCGUCAAAAGGUCAAGGGGGGAUUCGUCCAUGGACGAGCCCUCGCCGAAGAGGGACAAGCUCCAGCAGGAGCUCGAAGAGAUAGCGGCCAUGCAUAGUGGUGGGAGUUCCCGCAACGAAGGAUGUCAGCAUACUGAGAGGAAUGUCGAUUCUCCGCCAAGCAAUAACGACACAGUCCUUCCAAGAGCACAGUUGCCCAUCAGAAGCCGGAGCCAGAGCAUUCGGGCACACGGGAUUAGGGGAGCCAACCAAGGUACAGGAACUGAUGGACUCGGUGGUUCCUCCAGCGAGGGCGAACUGUCUUUUGAACAAGAGGGAUCUGAGCGAGAAGAAUCUGAGCUAGAAGGAGAUUGACCUACAAGAUAGCGGGAUUUGCUAGCCACAUGAGCAUAGCCCCCCAAUGGAGAAUUCCUCGGUACCCUUUCCUUGGAAUCUCUUCUCGAGACUCAUGCCAUGAUGGCUAUCACGAUUCGACGGUAAGUUUGGUCAUGGUUAGGCGGUGGAACGAUGUCCUUCCACAAGUGGGCGCGUG
Phialemonium atrogriseum is the source of this 1025-nucleotide messenger RNA. RefSeq lists its product as uncharacterized. The record is from RefSeq and is a predicted model, not a curated record. The coding region runs from base 89 to 847 and encodes 252 amino acids. Lineage: Eukaryota; Fungi; Ascomycota; Sordariomycetes; Cephalothecales; Cephalothecaceae. The transcript is spliced from 2 exons.